AUGUCGUCUCCCGAUGCAUCGUGUCAUUUGCUGCGUCUUGCUCCGGAGCUCGUGGCGCUGAUAACAUCAUGCCUACCGAAUAGCGCAAUCAAAAACCUCCGCCUCAGCUGUCGGGCCCUCAGCGGCAGUGCAGCUCUCCGCCUCCACAGGGUCUUCCUGUCCCCCAACCCGCGUAAUGUGGAAGUCUUCCGUGCCGUCGCGGACCAUGAAGUCUUCCGCCGAAGAAUCGUUGAGAUCAUCUGGGAUGACGCGCUGCUGUUGGACCGCGGGCCUGGGCACAUACCAGGGCCAACUGAUGGGCCCAUAAGCCCCGAGUGGUAUGACAGGGCCUGUGGAAUAAAUCUUCUUGAACUUGACAAGGUCAAGAAAUCAAACCAUCCGGACUAUGCCGUGGCAAAGUUGCAGAUGGCUGCGCAGCUUCCAUUCAAUGUUUCAUGGGAACACUAUCAAGAGCUCCUCGGCCAGCAGGAAGAAGUGAUAGCGUCCAAGUCUGAUAUUGAGGCUUUGCGCUACGGGCUACAGCAAUUUCCGGCUCUAAAGAGGAUCACAAUCACCCCGGCGGCACACGGAUUGCUUUUCAUCCCACUGUACGAAACCCCCAUGAUUCGCGCCUUGCCGCAUGGUUUCAAUUACCCCAUACCUCGAGGUUGGCCGACCCCAGAGCGUGGUGAUGCACCGUAUUACGUGCAGAGUUGGGACAGGGACAAGAGCAAAUGGAGGGGCUUCAAUAUUGUAACAAGGGAACUGGCAUCUGCCCCGCAUGGCCACAGCAUCACGGAGCUGGUUCUCGAUGUACAUUAUUUGAACACCGGACUCAAUUGCCAUGUCUUUGAUGGGCAAAAUGAUGAGUAUGACAACCUGGUCAAGAUCCUGCGACAGCCUGGCUUUAGCCGCCUCGAUCUCGCUCUUCUUUCAGAUGGUCAACAGUAUCAGGGUUGGUCCUCGUUUCGCAACGGUAACCUGAGGAGCGCACUCAGCGAAGCAACAGACUUGCAGCAUAUCAACUUUGAAAGCCAAACCAAUCAGUUGCAAUUUUGGGAGCCGGAGAAAUUUGACCGGCAUUUUCUGCCCUUGGACACACUCCUGCCAGUGGAAAGGUGGCACAAACUUCGGCACUUUGGACUGUCGAAUUUCCUCGUGAGGCAGGAUGAUUUGCUUGCCUUGUUGGCUGCGCUGCCCAAGUCAGUACGAUCAGUUGAGCUAGGCUUCCUGCUCUUCCUCGACGAGAGAUCCCAUAAAGAUUUGUUGGAUGCAAUGCGGCAAACUCUGGGUUGGCGCGAUCGCCCUGUGAAUGAACGGCCCACAGUUACUAUACUUUGUCCGCAACACAAGACUAAAAUACCGUGGAGGUACAUGUGGAUACGUGACGCCGUCAAUGAUUUUCUCUACGACAACGCAACUAAUCCCUUUAGCGACAUGGAUCUGGAUGGCAUCUGGCCGGAUGUAAACAGAGGAGCAAUCUUGCGCUGGCCGUUUCUUCCUGCUCUGGACGAACCUUACUAA
Molecule: messenger RNA, 1503 nt
Organism: Pestalotiopsis fici W106-1
Lineage: Eukaryota; Fungi; Ascomycota; Sordariomycetes; Amphisphaeriales; Sporocadaceae
Exons: 1
Coding region: 1-1503 (500 amino acids)
Source: RefSeq, a predicted model, not a curated record